AUCUGGUCAUGAAACCAUGGCUGAAGUCCUUAGGUUUUAGUUGUUCUCACCUAAUAGAUGUUGUUUCUGUCAUGUUUUUGAUGUUUCUAUGUUGUCGGCUUUUUUAACGGAACGACUUCUUAUGAUGUUCAGGUAUAAGAUUGAAAUUGAGGUUACUCACGGGGGCCAAAGCUGCAAUUUUGUCUUCUGGAACAGAGAAUGUGAAAUGCUGUUGGGUUUAUCUGCAUCGCAACUUCGUAACACUAUGAUUCAGGCUGGAAUUACUGAUCCAUUGGACUUUCCGUUAGCACUUGAUCAGUUGUUGAAGUUGGAAAUGGCUAUGAAGGUUAAGUGGCAUCCACGCUGGAAGAACUGUUCCGUCGUUAUGAUUAUAAAAAAUGAUCCUAUUAUCCAGCAACUUAAGGAAAAAUGGGGAACAGAUGAGGAACCUAUUCCAAUCCAAACUGUCGUACCUGAUACUCUGGAGAUUAAAGAGAGUGUUGAUGAAGCUAAAACAGAUGCCAAUGAAGACUGUGAAUUGGUUACAGACCUGGAAAUUACAUCUGAACACAAGCCGGAUGCUGUUACACCUGGUGGUAAGAGACAUCUUCCUGCUGCAUCAAGUGAAUCUAUUGAUGGGGAACUGUCAUCAAACAAGCUGAAGAAGAUAAUUAAAAUGGAGAAGAUUGAUUAGGAAUAUUUUUAUUUUGUGUGUGUUUU
This is a messenger RNA of Vicia villosa (hairy vetch), 699 nucleotides long. RefSeq lists its product as uncharacterized. The coding region runs from base 89 to 673 and encodes 194 amino acids. The record is from RefSeq and is a predicted model, not a curated record. NCBI's taxonomy places the organism in Eukaryota, Viridiplantae, Streptophyta, Magnoliopsida, Fabales, Fabaceae. The transcript is spliced from 5 exons.